Molecule: messenger RNA, 4152 nt
Organism: Nerophis lumbriciformis (worm pipefish)
Lineage: Eukaryota; Metazoa; Chordata; Actinopteri; Syngnathiformes; Syngnathidae
Source: RefSeq, a predicted model, not a curated record
AUGGGACAGAGUACCUCGGAAGAAGAGGUCCAAAUAAAUGGCCCAGAGGACGAGUUUAAUGAAAUCAAGACAUUUGUGGAGGAGGAGCUGCAGACGAGUAUGAUGAUGGGGAUCGUAAUUGGUGCUGGUGUCGCCAUAGUCAUCAUUGCAAUCCUCUUCUUCUUCAUACUGCGGCGGAUCCACCUUCGAAACCUAGAAGCACAGGAGGCCCCUAAAUAUCGCUUUCGCAAGAGGGACAAAGUCAUGUUCUAUGGGCGAAAGAUCAUGCGUAAAGUCUCCCAGUCUACCUCUUCCUUGGUGGGUACAUCGUCCUCUUCUCGACCACGCCUGAAAAAGAAGCAGAAGAUGCUCAACAUUGCCAAAAAGAUCCUGCGCUUUAAGAAGGAAGUGCCUACAUUGGAGGCUAAGGAGCCUCCUCCAUCCGUAUUAGAGGCUGAUCUUACAGAAUUUGACGUGGCCAAUUCUCACCUUCCUUCUGAGGUGCUUUAUAUGCUCAAAAAUGUCCGUGUUCUGGGCCAUUUUGAGAAGCCCCUCUUUUUAGAGCUCUGCAAGCACAUGGUGUUUGUACAAUUCCAACAAGGGGAGUAUGUCUUCAGACCUGGCCAGCCGGAUAGCAGCAUCUACGUGGUUCAAGAUGGAAAACUAGAACUGUGCCUUACUGGAAUGGAUGGCAAAGAAAGUGUUGUGAAGGAGGUUUUCCCUGGAGACAGCGUCCACAGCCUCCUUAGCAUUUUAGAUGUCAUCACGGGCCACCAGAAGCCUUACAGAACAGUGUCGGCACGUGCUGCUGAGGUUUCCACUGUUCUUCGUUUACCAGUAGAGGCCUUCCUGUCUAUAUUUGAGAAGUAUCCAGAGAGCCUGGUGCGGGUUGUACAGAUUAUCAUGGUUCGUCUCCAGAGAGUAACCGUUUUAGCCCUGCACAACUACCUGGGCCUAACUAAUGAGCUUUUCAGCCAUGAAUUGCAUCCUUCACGCCAGCCGCCUCUGUCUCCUCACCCGACCCGCACCAGUCCCAUCCGCCAUGGCAAGCGCUUUGGCAGUCUGACAGUGCCUGAGGAGCAACGUGAAGCUGCCAUAAAAAGUGCAAUGUCUGGAGAUCAAGGGAAGGAUGGAGUUACACUCAGCAGGACCAUUUCCAUGCCUGUAGAUAUUGCUAGUUUACAGAAAGGUCUUAAAUCAGACUUUGACAUGGCAUAUGAAAGGGGGCGGAUCUCUGUGUCUGCUGAAGAUGGCAACACUCCGCCCAACUUUACUCGGUCUGUUUCCCAGGAGCAGCGGGAGAGGAAGGUGACAGUGGAAGAGGUUCCCUCUGGGAUCUACUUAUAUCCAGAGGAAGAGGCAGGGGUGGACAAUAUUUUCACAACUGUAACCUGCCGAUCCAGUUCAGCAUUGUUUGAGGAAGCUCAGAAAGAAAUCCUUAAACUCAUGCGAAUUGAGGACCCCUCUCUGUUAAAUGGAAAAGUGACUUUACAUCACGCUAAAGCUGGAGCUGUCUUAGCCAGACAAGGUGACCAGGACGUGAGUCUGCACUUUGUCCUGUCUGGUUGCCUGCAUGUCUACCAGAGGAUGAUAAAUAAGCAAGAAGCUGUCUGCCUGUUUGUGACCCACCCAGGGGAGAUGGUGGGACAGCUCGCUGUGCUUACUGGAGAGCCUCUCAUUUUUACCAUCAAAGCCAUACGAGACUGCACUUACCUCAAGAUAUCUAAAUCCGAUUUCUAUGAGAUUAUGCGGGAGCAACCUAGCGUGGUGUUGAGCGCAGCGCACACCGUGGCCAUCCGGAUGUCACCUUUUGUCAGGCAGAUGGACUUUGCUAUUGAUUGGAUGGCUGUAGAAGCGGGUAGAGCCCUCUACAGACAAGAUGAUAGGUCAGACUGCACAUAUAUUGUUCUGAACGGACGUCUGCGUUCGGUGAUCCGCAAAGCAAAUGGCAAGAAAGAACUUGUUGGGGAAUAUGGAAGAGGAGACCUCAUUGGAGUGGUUGAGGCAUUGACCAAACAGCCAAGAGCCACUACUGUACAUGCAGUAAGAGACACUGAACUGGUUAAGCUGCCUGAGGGGACACUCAACAACAUUAAAAGACGAUAUCCUCAGGUGGUGACGAGGCUGAUCCAUCUAUUGGGCCAAAAAAUUCUGGGGAACCUUCAACAAGGUCGAGGUCCAUUCUCAGGGUCAGCCCUAAGUCUGCCUACCAUGGCCACCAGUACUGAUGUAACCAACCCUGCCAGCAACCUCUCGACUGUAGCUGUGUUACCAGUAUGUGACGAAGUGCCAAUUAAUGCAUUCAACAUGGAGCUUAGCCAUGCCCUCAAUGCAAUUGGUCCAACUUUGCUAUUGACUAGUGACAUAAUCAGAGAGCGACUUGGAGCAUCUGCUUUGGACAGCAUCCAUGAGUACCGUUUGUCCGGUUGGCUGGCCCAGCAGGAGGACAUCAAUCGAAUUGUCUUAUACCAGACUGACAACAGCAUGACCCCAUGGACUCAGCGCUGCAUUCGUCAAGCAGACUGCAUCCUUAUUGUUGGCCUGGGAGACCAGGAACCUACCCUAGGAGAGUUGGAGCAGAUGCUGGAGAACACAGCAGUCCGUGCAUUGAAACAGCUGAUCCUUCUCCACAGAGAGGAUAGUCCAGGUCCUUCCAGGACUGUCGAGUGGCUUAACAUGCGCAGCUGGUGCUCAGGGCAUCUUCACUUAAAGUGUCCUCGCAGGGUCUUUUCCAGACGUAGCCCCAGCAAACUGAGAGAAGUCUACGAAAAGGUUUUUGAGAAAACGGCAGAUAGGCACAGUGAUUUUUCUCGGCUGGCCCGAAAGCUGACUGGAAACAGUAUAGCCCUUGUGCUGGGAGGAGGCGGAGCAAGGGGUUGUUCUCAUGUAGGUGUAAUUAAAGCUAUGGAGGAGGCAGGGAUUCCCAUUGACAUUGUUGGCGGGACAUCUAUUGGUUCAUUCAUUGGUGCUUUGUACGCUGAGGAGCGAAGUGCCGUCAGAACCAAGCAGAGAGCCAGAGAGUGGUCAAAGGCCAUGAACUCUGUAUUCAAAACGGUCCUGGAUCUUACCUAUCCCAUCACCUCCAUGUUCUCUGGGUCUGCAUUCAACACAAGCAUCUACAAGGUUUUCCAGGAUAAGCAAGCUGAGGACUUGUGGCUACCAUAUUUCAAUGUCACCACAGAUAUCACAGCGUCUGCCAUGCGUGUUCACCAAGACGGUUGCGUCUGGCGGUAUGUUAGAGCCAGCGCCUCCUACACCCCCUAUUUACCUCCCCUCUGCGAUCCCAAGGAUGGCCACUUGCUUGUGGACGGUUGCUAUGUAAACAAUGUCCCAGGCUCUCUGUGGCGCUAUGUGCGGGCGAGCAUGACCCUAUCCGGGUACCUGCCGCCUCUCUGUGAUCCCAAAGAUGGGAGCUUGCUUAUGGAUGGUGGCUACAUCAACAACCUGCCAGCGGAUAUUGCCAGGAACAUGGGUGCCAAAACGGUCAUUGCCAUCGAUGUGGGCAGCCAGGACGAGACAGACCUCUGUAACUAUGGCGACUGUCUGUCUGGCUGGUGGUUGCUGUGGAAACGAAUCAAUCCCUGGGCUGAAAAAGUCAAGGUGCCGGACAUGGCAGAGAUCCAGUCUCGGCUGGCCUACGUGUCUUGUGUGCGGCAAUUAGAAGUGGUCAAGAAGAGUGCUUAUUGCGAGUACAUUAGACCGCCAAUUGAUCGUUUCAAGACCAUGGACUUUGGAAAGUUUGAUGAGAUUUACGAUGUGGGCUUCCAGCACGGUAAACUGGUGUUCACUGGCUGGGCCAGAGGUGACAUCAUUGAAAACAUGCUAAGGGACCACCGAUCAGCCGACUACAACGACAGCAAAAGAGUCGAUUCAUGUACAUGUCAAGGAGCUGACUUCACCGACCUUGCUGAGAUUGUAUCCAGGAUAGAGCCAGUCCAAAACUACGUCUCUGCUGAGGCGGAGGAGUCAGACUGUCUGACAGAGUACGAGGAAGAUGGGAUGGAUACUGUGAGAGAGGAAGAAGGACAGGAGGAGGAAGAAGAGGUAGAAGACCCAGAGGACCAGUCCCCAGGAGAGUGGGUUCCGAAUGGAGUCUUUCAGACUGAUGAAGAAAAGUCUGUAAGGCAACGUAGGAAACUCACCAAUGACGCCUCAGAAGUCUCUGAUUGCUGA